Messenger RNA from Colius striatus (speckled mousebird), 809 nucleotides. RefSeq names its product death-inducer obliterator 1-like. The coding region runs from base 141 to 809 and encodes 222 amino acids. The record is from RefSeq and is a predicted model, not a curated record. NCBI's taxonomy places the organism in Eukaryota, Metazoa, Chordata, Aves, Coliiformes, Coliidae. The transcript has 7 exons.
UACCGUGUCCUUCGUAAGGAAAUCCCCCUGUCAGAACUGGUGAGAAUGAAAGCACCAGAACUGUCUGAAUGGAAGAAGAAGCCAGUGACAGCUGUAAGUAACAUCAUUUCCCUCAGUGUCCUUGCACAGGGGUUAGGAGCAUGCCCACGCUCACUCGCCACAUGAUGUUAAUGCAGCACUUUCUUCCCAAGGACAUACUCAUAAUGGGGAUGGAGUCAGGAAGCAGUUCUCCUGAAAUGAAGAAAAAAGCUGUGAAGCGAGGACACGUGGCAGCUGAGCAGCAAGAGCCACCCCAACCUGGACAAAGCCCAAACGGUGACACUGCUCCGCACAACCUUGACAGUCCACAUCAAACCCACCUGUUUGCCCCGUAUGGCAGUAUGUGCACAGAUGUGAUUUCAACACCUGGAGAUGACAGACCCUGUAAGAAGAUGGAGAUGACGGCUCCUGUCCAAAAGGCAGAGUCAGAAUCAAAAGCAGAAGUGCAGCCCAGGUUUCAGAGCCCUGCGGCAAGUCCAACAGCAGAGCCUGAAGUUCAUGGGUCACCCAAUAUCCCUGUUGCAGAGUCAUUCUCGCCUCAAGACAGCGACACCUCUGGCUCGGACUCUUCCCUCAGCGCCGUUUGGAGAGGAUUAUUUAAGCUGCGGAGUGUGGCCACGUAUCUCAGUAAAGCAUAUCCCGUGUCUGGCUGCUUUGAUAAUCUUAGUGAGGAAUUACCAGAGACGCUUCGGGUUGGUGGGACGAUCCCACCGAAGGCAGUGUGGGAUUACAUUGCUGACCUCAGAACUGCACCUCAUCAGAGCACUUAA